Lates calcarifer (barramundi perch) is the source of this 4234-nucleotide messenger RNA. RefSeq lists its product as uncharacterized. NCBI's taxonomy places the organism in Eukaryota, Metazoa, Chordata, Actinopteri, Centropomidae. The record is from RefSeq and is a predicted model, not a curated record. Gene Ontology annotation, cellular component: actomyosin contractile ring. Gene Ontology annotation, biological process: actomyosin contractile ring assembly; mitotic cytokinesis; septin ring organization.
CUUCGAGUCAACCAUGCCUGGUGAAUUUAGUCUGUUCCCAGAUCAGCACUCUUCAAGAGUAUUUAUGGGACUCCAGUUGUAGUUCGACUAACGUCAGAAGACCCGCUGAAAUUCAAAGUUAGAAGAGGAGGAGACUGAAAGCACAAAACAACAAGAAGUGUUGUUUCUUGUUUCCCGUCAGUUAGCGUGGACCUGUUUUACUACUGUAGUUUCUUACAGACUUCUUUUCAGCUCAAUAUGGAAGCUGGUGAGGAAAAUAGUUGCAACAUCAGCUUAAAGAGACAGAGAGCACCUCUGUCAGACUCUGAAGACAAUGUCCUCUCAUCAGCAGAGGUGAGUGAUGGCCAGAAGCGACGGCGUCUGGAGGCAGCCGGUCAGGAGAACCGUAGUCCUACACCAUCCAACUCUGGACGCUUAGCUGAGCUAGGGACAAAGCCAGAUACACCGAUCGUUCCCUCAAUCCGGUCCAGAGUCCAUCAGCUCACCCAGAGAAGAGAGGGAGCUCCACUGGCCCAGAGGUGCUUGUCGGAUCCUGGGGCUGACAGCCCAUCAGCUGCCAUCCAUGACAAGGGCUUCAGAGAGCAUCUCCUCAAUGAGGGAGAGUUUAGUCAGCGAAUGGAGCGGUUUAAAGUGCCAGUCUUCCAGGCUGGCCCCACACCGAGCCCUGCCAACAUAUGCCCCCGGACAUGCUCUAACUUUGUAUCUGACAUUCAUCAGAAGCUCCAGGGCACCACAACACCCAGCUCCAAGCAGGCCUCUCGCAUCCGUCAGGAACGGGAGCAGGAGUUGAACCAGUUGUGUUUCCAACCAAUCAGUGAGAAUGCCUGGCUCAAAAGGAGCAGCUCUGAUCCCUCGUUGGCUCAGCAGGUAAGGACCCCUCCUGGCCCAUCAUCUCCCUCCUCCUGGGUCCCUAGAUCUAAAGGGAGAUUUCAUUGGCCUCCCAUGCAGCCCUGGGAUCAGGUUGAUGGUCAUAAUGAGAUGAAAGAUGGCAGCUUCACAGAAGGUCCUACAUCAGGUGCAGAGAAGCAACCUGUAAAUACAACAGGUGAAAGGGCACAUUGUGUCUCUAAAGCCCCAACAGUAUCUGUAGAGCUUGAAAGCUCUGGUGAAGGGCAGCUGCGAAUGGAACGGAAGGAGCAAAAUACUCAUCAGGGUGAAGAACUCAUGAAGGACAAAGACCAUGAGGCUUCAGUUGGAAAUGAAGAAGAACAGCGUGAAUCCCAAGAACCAGAGACCCAGACUGUAGUGAUGCUGUCUUUUAGUGAGGAUCAGAGUCUCUCCAAGACCUCUUUCAGUGAGGAUCAGAAUGUGUCAGAUGUUGACUUGAGCUCUCACGAUGAGACCAACACCACUGAAAUAAUUGAUCGGAUGUUCGAGGAGGUGCUGGAAUAUGCUGGAAGGAUGGAGGAAGAGCGGGAGACUGAUGAAGAUGCUGAGGACCGCGACAGUGGUAUUGGUGCUUGCUCUGGAGACAAAGAUAAAAUGGACACGGAGUCAGAGAAGGAUAAAAAUGAAGAGGGAGAGGUCAAAGACGAGUGUAAUGACAGCGAGAAUCUUGAAAGCAAUGGAGAUGAGCUGCUCACUUUCCCUCCCAGCGGCAUCCUCUCUCCUCUCAGCAAGUCUGUUGAAGCUGUGGUCACCCCUCUGCGGCUAGCAGCAACCCAGGAAUCGAACCCUCCAUCUCUGCUCCUGACUCCAGAAGAGACCACCACCCCUCCUGUUGAAUCUGCUCCUCUGUACAGUAUUGAUGCCUACCGUACACAAAGACAGAGUAAGCUGCCCACCAUUCAGAGUGUCACUCCUGGGGUUCAGAGACGAGCUCCAGAGAAGUCACAACCUCAACACUCUGUCAACACCAAGGAGAAAAUCACGGCCCUUAAUGAAGAAGCAGGGAAGCUGCAGACUGUGAUCAACCAGACCCUGCAGGCUCUGAGCUGCUGUACUGAUGAGGAGCAUGGACGAGGCUCACUGGAGGAGGCUGAGGCUGAAAAACUACUGCUAGUCUCCUGUGAGAAACGUUCUGCCCUGCUGGCAGAGGUGGCCAGACUGAGGGAGGAGAGGAACUCAGAGCUGCGAGAGGGCACAGGGGAAGACAGGGAGUAUGUCUCCCAGCAGCCCUGCAGAGGGACUGUCAGCAUCACAAACAUCCAGCUGCCUCUCAAGGUUGAAUUUGUCUGCUCCUCACACAGCCGAACAGGUCGGCCAAGUCACUACUUUUUCAUCCUGAUCCGCUACGGGCCGUGCAACAUCAUCGCCACCCCACUGGCUACAGCUGCUGACGCUCAGAAUGGAGACACUAUCUCCUUCCCUACAUCUGUCACACUGAAGGAUAUUCGCUCAUCCUUUGAGAUUGAUGUGGAAGUCUACAGUCUGUCCCACACUUCAGCCAGUAACUGUAGCAUGGACCGGGCCACCACCAAGUCACGGGUCACACCAAGAAAGCUUCUGAACACCAUCACAAGAUCCAGUAACAGUCUGACAUCUGCUGCUCCUCCUGCUCUCAACACUCGUCGCUCCAGUAACUUUUGUCUCGUCGGCUCCCAUAAGAUCACCUUGGCCUCACUGGGACACAGCAAGUUCCCUCUGGAUAAGAUGAAACUUGAAGGCAAAAUCAGGAGGCUGCUGGGAGAUGAAUUUCAGGAAAAGGUGCCUUUUCUCUCUCCUCUAGAGGGCAACAUCUACUUACGCCUGGACAGCGAGAGUCACUCUAAUGUGCAGCACCAAGGCUUCCUGACAAUGUUUGAGUUGAUCAGUGGAUACGGGGUGUGGCAUCGCCGAUAUUUUGUCCUGGAGGGAUGUAGCAUGUCGUACUGGAACCACCCCAAUGACAAAGAAACCAAGGAAGCAGAGGGCAGCAUCUCUCUGUCCAGCUCUCCCAGUCAGUGUGUCAGGCCUGUCAAGAGGGACUCAUGUGCUCGACCUUUUACCUUUGAGCUUGUGAGCAACGUCCCACAUCAGCAGCAGGACCACAGCCAGGAAGCCCUGGCCAAGAGUUGGUUCUCAGCCGACACCAAACAGGAGCGACUGGACUGGAUGGAGAAACUCAACCAAGUCCUUUUGGACUUUCACACAUGGAACCGAACCUCAGCAACCCAAACAGAAAGUCAGCAGUCAAACACACUGAGCAGUGGGAACUUGAGGGAGAGCAUACUGUAACUCCAUCACUAAACCAACAUACAUACUCAGAUGCAGCUUCUUACAGUAUGAGCUGACAUCAGGAUUUAGAUUCUUUAUCUCAGAGCUGCAGCUCAGAGAGAUGAUAAGCUUCUUUACAGGCUCAGUUUCACUGUUGAAAUGAAACAGCCAAAUUACAAACAUAUAGCCAGACAAAAUGUAAUGUAUCUCAUGUUGAUUUAUCUUUGGGAGCUAUCUAUGAGUUUCAGAUUUUUUCUUUUAAUCUGAAUCCAAUCAUUACUGUUGGUUUUCACUUUUAUUUGAUAAGUUUCAGUUGCCAUUUGAAUAUUUUUAGUUUUUCUUUAUUAUGAGUUUGUGGAAAUCAGGUUUUAUUUUGACUUUUUCCAUGGUAAUCAGCUGCUUUAGCCUUUGUUGGCACGAUUAUUUGGUCACUUUCAGUAGCUAAGGUGAAACUUCUGCAGAAGCUUAUAUUUUUGAAAUGAUUUACACUACUUCCUGUUUUGCUUCAAGUUGUAUUUUUGUCUCAUUUAGACUGGAAGGAUAAACUAAUUUAUAUAGAUACACUAAUAAAUAUUGAAUGUAGACACUGUCUGCUUCUGAGAAAUAAGAAGUUUUUGAUGAGGGGCACACUCAAUCCAUACUAAGUAGAAGUUAAUGGAGGUUUUUGUUCCACUGAACCAACAGACAUGUGGUUGUUAUUUCACUUAUUGCUGUGAUUGAAGAGAUAAGGCUCAGCAUCUGUAUCUAUUCCUCUUGUGUCAUUGGUGUCUUAGGGUUUGACUUCCUUCUCAGUGCCCUGAAGUGUUCACUCACAUUCCUCAGUGCAUUAUUUGUCUUACAGCACAUAUAUAUAAUCCUGUAUUUACAUAUGUAAAGCCAUGUUAUAUAUGUAAUACACCAGAACUGGCGAGGUAGAAGAAGGGACUGCAGUGACACUGCUACAGUGGAUGUAGUUUGUUCUGUCUGAUGUCUUGUUCUUUUCCAUGUAUUUUCACAUAUCAGUCUGUCACUUUGUUCUAAAUGUUAUUCAUGUGAACUCUCAUUCUAUGCACUUAAUGGAAGGUACCAAUAAAAUAAAUGGAAUAUAAUGGCUACAAAA